CUGGACCGGGUGCUGGGCCACCUCGGCGCCCUGGGGCCAGCGGACGGGCUCCAGGCCUCGCUCGUGCUGGCCUGCGUGCUGGGUUUCUGCGUGCUGGUGGCGGUCCUCCUCUGCGCCAGGCGGCUGGUCGACACCUCGUCGUCGGAGCCGCAGGGCGCGGGCUACAGCCGGCAGUGUGCCCAGGGCCCUUCCGACAGCGAGGGGUUGAUCCCGAGGCGAUCGGAUGCGGUGCCGAGGUUGUCAUGCGCGACGGGCGCGUCCAGGUCGCCGCGUACGCCACGUGGGCUCGACGUGACCGUUGCGGUCACUCGUAG
Prorocentrum cordatum is the source of this 314-nucleotide messenger RNA. NCBI's taxonomy places the organism in Eukaryota, Dinophyceae, Prorocentrales, Prorocentraceae. The record is from the annotation of a GenBank genome assembly.